Messenger RNA from Cephus cinctus (wheat stem sawfly), 2138 nucleotides. RefSeq names its product oxidoreductase OpS5. Gene Ontology annotation, biological process: iron ion transport. The transcript is spliced from 11 exons. Gene Ontology annotation, molecular function: copper ion binding; oxidoreductase activity. Gene Ontology annotation, cellular component: plasma membrane. Lineage: Eukaryota; Metazoa; Arthropoda; Insecta; Hymenoptera; Cephidae. Bases 44 to 2011 code for a protein of 655 amino acids. The record is from RefSeq and is a predicted model, not a curated record.
CUUAGCAAUUUUGAAUUCUGCGAUAAAUUUCAUCGAUCGUUCAAUGAUCAUGAAGCUUCGUAUUACAUCUGUCGUUAUUGUAAUUCAUACACUCAUUUCUGGUGCAAUAACAAAACGUGGGACUCCAGAAGAACGUCAGAAUUACGAUAUUUCAUAUGGUAAACCCACCAAUAGUAAUGUCGUAUUUUCAACACCCCAAGAAUGUGCCAGGGAUUGUACCACUAGUAAAUCACGACUUACCUGUUACUAUCACUUUACCCUUGAGUGCUACACGACAAUGAACAGAGCCUGUAAUCUAUGUAAACCAAGCAAUACAAAUCCGCUGGUUCACCCACCGCAGUGUCAGUGCAUAGAAGGAGAUGGUUACGAACGUAGUGUAUUGAGUAUUAAUAGAAUGUUACCUGGUCCAAGUAUACAGGUCUGCCAGUACGAUAGAGUAGUAGUGGACGUAGAAAAUAAAACACCUGCACUUGAGGCAACAAUACACUGGCAUGGUAUUUUUCAAGAAAAAACUCAGUACUAUGACGGCGUACCGUAUGUAACGCAGUGUCCUAUUCAUUCAGGAACUACAUUUAGAUAUCAAUUUAUGGCUGCAAAUGCUGGCACGUUCUUUUAUCAUUCCCAUUCUGCUCUGCACAAAAUAAAUGGCCAAUACGGCAGCCUUAUUAUAAGACAAUCUGCCAGAGCUGAUCCUCAAUAUAAACUAUACGACGAAGAUCUUCGAACUCAUGUGAUACUCGUAAGCGAUUAUUUCCAUGAAAUGGCAGAAGACAGAUAUCCUGGACGUAUCAUUAGAUCACCCGGUCAGAUACCUGACAAUCUUCUUAUCAAUGGAAAAGGUCGCUGGACGAAUCUAGACACUAAUCAGACGACUACGAGUCAACGGGAAAUUUUUCAAGUAAAACGUGGAAAUAGAUAUCGAUUUAGAAUUAUCAAUUCCUUUAGUACAAACUGUUUGGCUGAACUUACUGUGCAAAAUCAUACGUUAUUGUUAAUUGCUCAAGAUGGAGACCCAGUUGUACCAAAGCCUGUGAAUUCAAUAAUUAGCGGAUCCGGCGAACGUGUAGACGUUGUUUUAACUGCGAAUCAGACGGUUGGGUCAUAUUGGGUUCAAUUGACAGGAGUGGGUCCAUGUAAUCGUGCAGAAUUGAAUCAGCUCGCAAUUCUUCAAUAUAAUGGAGCAUCUAAUGUACCUGCAACUCCUGAACCAACGUAUCGUCCAGAGCAACCUGGAAUUAAAUAUAACCAAUUAAACUUUCUCUGUAACGAAACACGACCAGAAGCAAUAUGUGCUAAUCAGUUUCGACCAGUUAUAAAGGUUGAAUCAACAAUACUUAAAGUAAAACCAGAUUAUCGUUUUAUAUUACCAUUUGGCUUUUAUAAUUAUGAUGGCCAGGAAAAUGUUCUUUACCAGCCAGGAACUUAUCGUCAUUUCUUAAUACCAGCUAAUGGAAUACCCUUUGCUAGUCAUAUUAAUAAUAUCUCCAAUGUAUUCCCAUCGUAUCCACCAAUCUCUCAAGGGGUAAAAAAAUAUUGUAAUGGAAAUAAAUUACCUACAAAUUGCACCGUACCCUGUGAAUGCUCUCACAUAGUGGAUGUUAAACUGAAUUCACUGGUUGAAGUGAUAUUGUACGAUACAUUUGGAAAUGAACUCAUACAUCCAUUUCAUCUUCAUGGAUAUUCUUUUCACAUCUUUGACAUUGGAAACCUUAAUACUACUGGUAAAGACAAUCAAAUGAAAAAUGUGAUAGCGGAUCAUGACAGGAAAUUGAAGGGGCAGAAAUACAAACUUCUGCCACGUAAAGAUACAGUUUUGGUACCUAGUGGAGGCUACGUCAUAUUCCGUUUCAAUGCUACAAAUCCAGGAUGGUGGCUUUUCCACUGUCAUUUCAUUUAUCAUAUGGUGGUAGGAAUGGAGAUGGUUUUCCAUGUUGGAAACGAUGAUAAUGAUCUUCCACGUGUUCCAAAACAUUUCCCACGCUGUUAUAAUUUCAAGCCAGAACCUUUUUAAUUAUUCACUUUUACCAACUAACGAGGCAAUACCUAUAAACGAUUUGCAGAAAAAGAAGUUCAAAAAGUGAAAGUCCGCCAACUUGAUUUAUGGAGGUGAUGAGUAGGGAGAUUGUGAGUGGGCCGAU